AUGUCCAUCACUCGCGUCGCUGAAUUGGCUUGCGUGCGGAGCCCCUUGCUUCGGGAGCUCACCACGACGGUGGUCUCCUGCGAACCCACCAAGGUGGCAACCUCUAAGAAAAAAAGCAAGGCAGGCGAUAAAUCGUCCGCCGCGGGGUCUGGCGAGAUGUACGACAUCAUCUGCAGCGACUCUGUUCUGUUCCCGGAAGGGGGUGGGCAGCCGUGCGAUUACGGCACCCUCCAGCUCGUCCGCACCGCGGAGGCGGACGACGCCAGUGGGAGCGGCGGCGGCGCGAUUCCACCGACUGAAGUCCCCAUCACGAAUGCUCAGCGGCGUGGCGGCACCUGCGUCUUGACAAGCCCCUCCCCAUUUCCCGUUGGGGCGGUGGUGGUGCAGAAAGUCGACUGGGCUCGACGCCUUGAUCAUAUGCAGCACCACACGGGGCAGCAUUUGUUGACGGCCAUGGUCGAACGCGCGGAUACGAUGCGCCUGCCGACCAUCAGCUGGAGCCUAACCCACCCGACAUGCUUCAUUACACUCGAUAUUGCGGAGUACCUGGCUCAUCCGGAGCGGCACAAACCCUACAGUGAUUUUAUUAACCCCAUCGACAAGAAGAUUAGUAACGAGAUGAUCAAACGGAUCGAGGACCUCUGCAACGCGUCCAUCGCCGAAGGGACGGAUGUUUAUUACGAACUCUUUGAAAGUCUUGAGGCCUGUCAGGCCGAGGCCGAGAGUCGCAAGGCGGUCAGGAUGGAGUCCAACGGCGACGGGGGCGAGGGGUUGGAUAUUCGCGGUCGGGUGAUCCCGGAGGACGUGGUGGGCCCCAUCCGCACCGUGACGAUCCGCGGCAUCGACAGCUGCACCUGCUGUGGGACCCACCUCCCCUCCCUCGCGCGGCUGCACGUCCUUCACGUCCUCCACCAAGAGGUCAAAGGGGGCACCCUUAAGCUCCACUUCAUCACGGGCAACCGUGCGAUUGAGAGGUUCCGUGCGAUGCACGAGCGGGAGCGCGGCCUCGCCCUUGAGUUGGGCGUCCAGCCCCAGGUCUUCGUCUCUUCCGUCCACAAGCGCAUCGAGGACGCCGUGAGGAUGGAGCGGCGGCUCAAGCGGUGGGCAACGGAGGACCUCGCGGAGGGUGCCGCCAAGGCGCUGGAAGGCGAGAUCCGGGCAGGGGCCUGUGAGGUGGCGACCCUGCGCCGCGAUGACAUAGAUCUGGAUUUCUUCUACACCGUCCGCAGCAAGCUAACGGAGGCGGGGCUGGGGGAUGUGGUGUUGGUUUCCGCCUGGGCGUCCGACGUCGACGCGCAAAUUCCCUAUCACAGCGUCGUGCCGAGCAAGAAUGUGAUAGGGCAGGUCAUGAUUUCGGGGUCCGCUGCGGACAAGCUCGAGAAGGUCUCCCAGAUCACGAAGGAGGUGCUGAAGGACCUUAAGGGUGGCAUGUCUAAGCAGGGAUUUCGUGGAAAGGGCAGCCUAAAGGAGUGGGAUAAGCUCGUGGAAGUGCUCAAGGAUGUGCGUCUGUCUAACCCGACUAAGGAUGAGGAUGCUGGUAAAUGA
Messenger RNA from Phytomonas sp. EM1, 1545 nucleotides. The record is from the annotation of a GenBank genome assembly. NCBI's taxonomy places the organism in Eukaryota, Euglenozoa, Kinetoplastea, Trypanosomatida, Trypanosomatidae.